AUGUUCUUCAUACCUUCGCUAUUGAUGAAGAGAAAUGAACCGUUGGCUGUCAUUUGGCGAGUUGUGUUUGAUGAGAAAUGGAGACCUUCGAGAAAGAUUAUUUUGGAUAUAAAUGUGCAGAGGGUUUGCGAACUUCUAAUCGGAAAAAUACCGAACGGGAACCCGGGUGAAAUUAAGUUUUCUCUCUAUUUGCUUGCACAACUUUCCUAUGGUAUUGCGCUAAUCGUGCAAAAACGGGGUGACAUUUUAUGCAGAGACAUGGAAACAUUUAUUCCAAUCAUACGCCGUUAUCAAGAUGAAGAUGAAAACGAAUCCUCUAUGAAAGGCAAGAAGGAUCGGAAGAAACGCGCAGCAAAACGAAACGAUUUACUUAUUUUGGAUUCUUCAUUUGAGACUAUUGAAAAUGAACACCUGAAGUUUGUGCUGGAUUACAGUGCAAUUACAUUACGUGAAGAUAUACCACUUCCGGAAAUUGAUAUCUUGUUUAACGAUGAUUUUGGACCACUGACAGCAGCUGAAGCUCUACAAAUGGAAGCUCUUCUGAAAGAAGAUAGCGAACAUAUUAUUGAAAGCAAAUCAGGAAGCACAAAUGGAUCCAAAGAAUGCAUGGUGAAUAUAGUUCCUGAAACGUUGGCUAAUAAUAGGGAUGUUGAUAAAACGACACAUGUAUUUGAAAUGAUGGAAGUAAGCGAUGAAGGCGAGAUAUGUAAAGAGAGACAGUACGAUUUGGGAUCUGAUGAAACUCUACGAGAGUCGGAAAUCAAGCAUCCGACAUCUUUAUCAAUACUUGAAUUGAGUGAGGUGCAUGACUCACAGAUGCUAGUUCCAAAAAAGAAACGCCGCAAACAUGGUACCAUAAUUGACGAAAUAACUAUGUUUAGCAAGGUACAGCUUCAAGCGCAGAUCGAUAACAGUAAUGACUUGUUGCAUAUACGCGAUGAAGUGAUUCCUCAAAUAUCAAAACACAGGAUGGUAACUGUUCAAGAUUUAUUUGACGCUUAUCCAGUGACAUUGCGUGAAUUUUCAAAAAAUCCUGCAUCGAAUUUGGAUGCUUGGAUAGCAGCACCAGAAUAUGAUGAACCGCCACUUCAAUAUGAAGAAGCAAUGCAAUUAGAACCAAUGCAGCCUCCACCAAUGCGAAUAUUGCAUCACUCUUUAGUAGGAAAAGAGACAUCGAUCGAACCCACAUCUCAUGGAUCCGUAACAAUCGAGCAGCAAGAUCUGGAACGACAGAGUGUUACACCAUUGAUGGAAAAUAUCGAGCAAGAACGAAGAAACACCACUUCCACAGCACCAUUUAGUAGUAUACAUAUCACUGAUCCCUCAUCACAACUUAGAUCAGAUGGAGGAUUGCCAAUUGCCUUUAGCGAAAGUCAACAAUUUGACGAGAAGAUGAAAAUAUCUGUAGCUACCAUCUUUGAAAGAAUUACUAAGGAGAAUGGGUUACAAGAGCGCAUAGACGACAGCUUCAUUUUGUCGGCGGAAAAAGCUCGAGUCACGGAGUUGUUUUCAAACUUAGGAGUUGAAUCUGAAUUAUAUGGGACAAGAUUGGAAAGUAGCACUGAAAAUGUUCUUGUUGAUGAGAAAUAUUCUGAGUAUGAAAUACGGCAAGAAGAUCCUCAGAAUGAGGUAAAUGUCCGGAAAAUCUCAGUGAUGCAAGAUCGGUUUCAAUUGAAAAUUAAUAAAGUAGAAAGUGCAGUAAAAACAAGUGACAGUUCCGUUCCAGUAUACCAUCAAACACAGAAGGCUCAUGAACUUUUUGGAUUGAUAACUGAAUUUCUCAAUUUUUACAAGAUCUCGAAAUUAUGUUUUUCGGAAUUAGUUCGUGGUCGCUCUGCCGUUUUUGCAGCUAGAGCUUUUACAAACUUAUUGGAGCUCUUGUCAAAACAAAAAGUUAAAGUCGAACAAAAAGAGAACUUUGCGGAAAUCAUCAUAAGUCUUUCAUUAAAAUCCUGGGAAGCAGAAUUUCAACAAGCUAUCGAGAAGGUAAAGCAGUUGCCGGGAGGACAAGAUAUACGAACAAAACUGAAACUUUAUGGGCUUUACAAACAAGCAACGAUCGGUGAUAUUGAGAGCAAACAGCUUUUAUUGCCAUCGCCUUCACAAGCAAAAUAUGAUGCUUGGAGAGAAUGCAAAGGGAAAUCAACGGAUGAAGCACAAAAGAUGUACGUGGAUGUGGUCAAUAAAUUAUCUGCAGCGGAGACAGAAGUUUCGCCUGCUGCGAUUUCCCACAGUCUGAAACCUGUACCCGGACUUGAUAUCGCCAUUAAAGAUAAGAUUUUAUGGAUAAAACUUAAUAGGCCAAGCAAAUGCAAUGCUCUAACUUUAGAGAUGUAUGACGGAAUCACGAAUGCCUUGAAUUAUGCAAACGAGAUUGAUACCACAGUUACCGCGUUUAUUGGGUCAGGACAGUAUUUCUGCAGCGGUAACGACUUAUCGAACUUCACCAAAAUCACUGGUCCUGAGAAUAUAGCAUGCAUGAUUUCCAAAGCAGGUCAAGUACUGAGCUCUUACGUUGCCGCCUACAUUAACCACAAGAAAGCCUUGGUCGCACUGAUUAACGGUCCUGCAAUCGGCAUUGCUGUCACUGCACUUCCUUUAUUUGACCUGGUUAUCACUUCUGAUAAGGCAACAUUCAAUACUCCAUUCACAGUGCUUGGUCAAUCUCCGGAAGCUUGUUCGUCAUACACAUUCCCAAUGAUAAUGGGAUACUGCAAGGCAUCAGAAAUCUUAAUUUUUGAUAAAAAACUGACUGCACAAGAAGCACAUGAGCGGAACUUGGUAUGCCGGGUGCUACCAUCAUUCUGUUUUCGAGAAGUGGCAGAAACUUAUGUAGAAAAGAUCUCACAAUUACCACCUAAAUCAUUAUUCUAUAACAAGGAAUUACUCCGAAGCAUACAUCGUGAAGCACUUCUCGCACAAAAUGAACGUGAAAUUUCUUUGCUGACGCAACGUUUACAAAGUGCGGAGUGUAUAAAUGCAAUACAACGAUUUAUGAUAAGAAAAAAAUAA
Acanthocheilonema viteae is the source of this 3012-nucleotide messenger RNA. The record is from the annotation of a GenBank genome assembly. Lineage: Eukaryota; Metazoa; Nematoda; Chromadorea; Rhabditida; Onchocercidae.